AACACGAAUGUGUCACUAAGGCCAUACCUUGCCUCUCUUUUCUUUCAGGUGCCUCUAGGAAAGGGGAGACGCUGUGUUAUCUUAGCAGAUGGAUUCUAUGAGUGGCAGCGAUGUCACGGAACAAACCAGAGACAGGCGUACUUCAUCUAUUUCCCCCAGAUCAAGACGGAACAGCCAGGCAGCAGUGAGGCUGCAGGCAGUGCUGAGGAUUGGGAGAGCGUCUGGGACAACUGGAGGCCGCUGACAAUGGCAGGGAUCUUUGACUGCUGGGAGCCGCCCGAAGGAGGAGACCUGCUGUAUUCCUACACCAUCAUCACCGUGGAUUCCUGCAAAAGCUUGCAUGACGUCCACCACAGGAUGCCUGCCAUUCUGGACGGUGAGGAGGCCGUGUCCAGGUGGCUGGACUUCGGGGACGUCCCCAUGCAGGAGGCGCUGAAGCUGAUCCGCCCCACAGAGAACAUCACCUUCCACCCCGUCUCCCCUGUCGUCAACAACUCGAGGAACAACACCCCUGAGUGUCUGACUCCCCUCCACUUGGUGGUCAGAAAGGAACCCAAGGUUAGCGGCAGCAGCCAGAAGAUGAUGCAGUGGCUGGCCACAAAGUCACCCAAAAAGGAAGACCAAGAGACACCCCUAAAGGAUGAGACCAACACACCCCAGUGGUCCAGCCAGUUCCUGCAGAAGAGCCCGCUGCCCGCCAAGAGAGGUGGUGCGGGCCUACUGGUUCGAUGGCUGAAGCAGGAGGAGGAGGAGGAGGUGCCCGCGGCCAAGCGGCCUCACAGUCAGUAGCCGGCCCCGGCCCUGGACACUUCAGGGGUGUGUUCGCGUGGGAGGUGGUAGCACUGGCUAGAUGACAGUUGCAGCUCACCAGGAAAGCAGCCACUUUGGCCUUGAGCAGCAGCUGUGGGCAUCGGGAAGAGGGGCUGCCUGCUGCCCGUGUCUGAGGGGCCGGAGCCCUCAGCCUACCCUGCUGCUCCCACAGGGCUGUUGCCUGCACAGCCGAGGGAGCAAGCCCAGCAUGUGGGCUUGGCUUGACUUUGGUUUCCCUUGAAGUGUAAAAAUUAUUUUUCAGAAAUGUCAAGACAAUCACGUAAAAAAGGGAAAAUGUUAUCCUCCACUUGUCCUAGAAAUAAGGAAGGCAUAAAAUUGCUUUUUUAAUUAUGGAAGUUGGAAGUUUAGCAUCAGCAUCCAAAGUAAACAACAACAGACAUUUACCGUGCAGUUUGGAUUAGUUUGAUUGGGGUUUCCCAGAGGGGUUAAGACUAUUUCUUCUGUCAGUUCCCAUCACCAAAACAAUAAAAAGCAGCAAAAAGUAAACCAAGCGGUGGCUGAGACAUGGGAGGAUGCCACCUGUAGUGUGUCUAGGCCACGUGGGGCGGCCCUUGCUGGGGACAUGCACUGCCCUUCCCUGCAGCAGAAGUCAGGCUUCUCUGUUCCGCUCAGGAAUUGCUUUCCUUAUUUAUCUUCUUUUUACUUCUUGGGGCUUGCAGAAGAGCACCCCUUAUUAUGUAGCACAAAGUAUAUACUGUCACAAUCUUAUUUGUUACUCCUUUUACUAAAAUAGUUCAAAUCAGUGUUUUUAACCACACUAUCAGAAAGCUCUGUUUCUCUGCACAAAUUGAAGCGGUGUGCCAAAAGGCCAGAGCGGGCAGGAGGGGUGGCUGCACCACUGUCAUCUGCAGACGAGUGUCACUGCCCGUCCAGGACCCAGACCAGAUGUUCCAGUCUGUUCCUAGAAAGCAGCACAGAUACUGUGCACCCCCCCCCACUAUGAGAAAUAGGCACCUCUGCCGUUCUGCAGCCAUACAUUUAUAGGAAUUUGUUUCUUUAAACAAAAAUCAGUAGUAAUGUAUUUUCUUCCUCAACAAGUUUCAAGGGGGAAAAAAAGGUCACUUUUUUCUUUCUCUGGUGUGUACCUAAUAAUUUUUGGGUAAAAAUGUCCCACUCUGGGCCAGGGA
Heterocephalus glaber (naked mole-rat) is the source of this 1958-nucleotide messenger RNA. The record is from RefSeq and is a predicted model, not a curated record. Lineage: Eukaryota; Metazoa; Chordata; Mammalia; Rodentia; Bathyergidae.